Carassius carassius (crucian carp) is the source of this 4082-nucleotide messenger RNA. RefSeq names its product serine/threonine-protein kinase ULK2-like. NCBI's taxonomy places the organism in Eukaryota, Metazoa, Chordata, Actinopteri, Cypriniformes, Cyprinidae. Gene Ontology annotation, cellular component: autophagosome; cytoplasm. Gene Ontology annotation, molecular function: ATP binding; protein serine/threonine kinase activity. The transcript is spliced from 27 exons. Bases 944 to 4066 code for a protein of 1040 amino acids. Gene Ontology annotation, biological process: autophagosome organization; peptidyl-serine phosphorylation; positive regulation of autophagy. The record is from RefSeq and is a predicted model, not a curated record.
GAGGUCUGUCAUUGUAAUGCAGCAAGCUGCGAUAAUGGUCAACUUCUCCGAACUAACUGAAGAUAAACGUUAAAUCCCCUUCACAUAACGGAUCGUGCUUUUAACGUCUUUUCCUGCGUUUCUUAAAAGUGAUCCACUGAUGUUUUCCUGCAUUGUCCCGCGAGAUCGAAAGCAGGACAGAGGGCUGCACUGAAGAAAUGGUGUAACGUUACCCAGCCAUCAUAUGGGCUUGAAGGAGAGUACCAUAUUUUUGCAGAAGGACAGAUGACUAUUGCAUUAAAUGCAUCGGAACGGUGCUGGAUCGCGUUUUUAUUUUUUAUGAGCCAACCUGCCAUUAGAUAAGCAGCACCGCGUGUCUAUAUAUAACACAGAUGUAACGUAGAACACUUCUAGAUAUUAUUUAUUACGAUUUACCUGCUGUGUUGUAAUUGUAAAUACUGCUGGGUCUUCUCUGGCUGUCGUUUUAGCCAAGCUCGCGAUGGGAAACUCAAUGACCCACCGCGCCGUUAUUGAGUUAACGAGAAACAGUAGGAGAGAGGGUGUUUGCAACCUCUUCCUUUCCUUUCAGACUGAACUGACAUCAUGUGGCUUGGGAACGAUAUAUGUUUGAGUUUCAUUACUUGCUAUUUCAUCUAGCAAUUUUGCGAAAUGCCUUGUUAACUGAGCCAGAGAGCGACAGCGGAACUAGAGGGUGCAUCCUGCGCAUCUAACGUUAGCUAAUAAACUUCACACUUAGCCAUUCCUUUGUUUUGAUUCUGACUCCGUCUUGGUUUUAAGCCAAGCAGCUGUUAGAAAACUCUCAAGUGUGUUAAAUCGCCUGAUAAUUUGGCGAUGACAGGGUUUUCGGACAGACUGUCGUCUGGAUUCACGAGAGUUUGAAGAACUUGUCCCUGACAGCGUCUCCAUCACAAGCUGUUGUGUAUCACCGGACACCUGCCAAAAAAUGGAGACGGUGGGAGACUUUGAAUACAGCCGAAAAGACCUCGUCGGACAUGGAGCCUUUGCGGUCGUUUUCAAGGGAAGACAUAAAAAGAAGACUGAUUGGGAGAUCGCCAUCAAGAGUAUUAACAAAAAGAAUCUCUCCAAAUCUCAGAUUCUGCUUGGCAAAGAAAUCAAAAUUUUAAAGGAACUCCAACAUGAGAACAUUGUGGCGCUCUAUGAUGUCCAGGAAACGCCAAGUUCUGUAUUUCUGGUUAUGGAGUACUGCAAUGGAGGAGACCUGGCAGACUAUUUGCAAGCCAAGGGCACUUUGCGAGAGGACACACUGAGGAUCUUUCUACAGCAGAUUGCAGCAGCCAUGCGCAUCCUCAACAGCAAGGGAAUCAUUCACAGAGACCUCAAACCUCAGAACAUCCUGCUGUCCUACACGGGCCGCAAGAAGUCCAGCAUCACCGGCAUACGCAUCAAGAUUGCUGAUUUUGGUUUUGCAAGAUAUCUCCAGAGCAACAUGAUGGCGGCCACAUUAUGUGGAUCCCCAAUGUACAUGGCUCCAGAGGUGAUCAUGUCCCAGAACUAUGAUGCCAGAGCUGACCUGUGGAGCAUUGGGACUGUCAUAUAUCAGUGCCUAGUAGGAAAGCCACCUUUCCAGGCUAACAGUCCACAGGACUUGAGGAUGUUCUAUGAGAAGAACAAGGCUUUGCUGCCAAACAUCCCGCGAGAGACGUCUCCUCAACUGGAAGACCUGCUGCUAGGGCUGCUCCAGAGGAACCAGAAGGAUCGCAUGGAUUUUGCCACUUUUUUCUGUCAUCCUUUCUUGGAACCGACAUCAACUAUUAAAAAAUCAUGCCCUGUGCCAGUGCCUACAUGCUCUGGUUUGGUCACAGACAGCACGUGUGGCAGCUCUCCUUCCUGUCGUUACGUCUCUCCGCCGUCCCUGCCAGACAUGCAGACUCUCCCCGAGGACGUGUUGUCCUCUCCACCUCUCGGUCCGCCCAACUACCUGCAGCUGUCCAAAGAGUCGGGCGGCAGCACCAGCAGCAAGAACUCCUCCUGUGACACUGACGACUUUGUGCUGGUGCCCCAUCUCUCUGGAGAACAGUCCUAUGACCUUCCAAUGGGAGCAGCGGGCCACAGGGCGUCCAGUGAAUUCCUUCUCUGUGGAGGGCCACCGCAGCCAUCCUCUGGACAGACCCUAAUGGUAUCUCCACGAAACGAGACCACGCCGAUACCUGUACCCACACAGGUACGAAACUACCAGCGUAUCAAACAGAACCUGUCCAGCAGCCCAACCACAACACUUUAUGGCUCUCCCAGGUCUGGCACAGUGCGGCGCUCCAACACAAGCCCCAUGGGCUUCCCUAAAAUGCUGUCUGGGUCACCUAGCCCUGCAGACACAGUUCAAACGGUGGGGCGACGUCUCUCUACAGGCAGUUCCCGGCCCUACUCCCCCUCUCCACAAGUGGGCACUAUUCCUGAGCAGCUCGGCCACUGCUGCUGUGGACAUCCCCAGAGCCACGAGGCACGCAGUCGCAGCUCCUCAGGCGGUUCCCCUGUGCCAUCCUCUCAAUUACUGGGCACUCGUCUUCAGAGUGCGCCCACACUGACUGAUAUUUACCAGAACAAACAGAAGCUACACAAGCAGCUGUCUGACCCGGUUUACCCCACCGCCUCAGCCUACCCCUGCAGCCACUCCCCUCAGCUUGGUCGCCCAGGCAACCUAGGCACCUCCCCAACCAAGCACCUUGGCUCCUCCCCUCGCACCUCUGACUGGUUAACAAAGUCACCGUUGCCCACCAUCAUUGGCUCACCUACUAAGGUUACCGCUCCAUUCAAAAUCCCUAAAACUCAAGCCUCAUGCAACCUUAUGGCCCUGGCCUCUCAACAGACUAUAGCCGACAGUCCCGCCCCAGUCAGGAUGCUGAUGGAUGGGCGUGACCUCUGUGCACAUCACUGCUCUGCAUAUCCCAGCAGCCGACAGUCUGCACCAGAAGCCAGCAAGACUCCCUUUGGCAGGUCUGUAAGUGCCGGCAGACUGUCUGAGCAGCCGGUUCGGAUCACUUUGGGAGGACAGCCGUUCCAGGGCAGCACAGACAGCCUCAACACAGAGAGACCCAUGGACACAGCCCCGGCUGUGACUUGUGGUUUGCCAGCAUGCGGGGCAAGUCCACGCACCGUUGUGUUCACUGUGGGCUCGCCCCCCAACAGCGGCACCCCACCCACCUGCAGCCAUCUCGCAUCCCGCCCGCGCACCACCUCAGUAGGCUCCAACAGCUCGGCCGGUUCGCUGUGCUCCACCAGUGGCAAGGUGUACACGGGCUCUCCCCCGGGCAUGACCAUUGGCAGCUCCCCACCAGGAGCGGAUGCGGCUCCCAGCAGUCUCCGCUACGUCCCUUACGGCACCUCCCCGCCCAGCUUGGAUGGAUUCAUCACCUUUGAAGCUCCAGAACUGCCAGAGGAGACACUGAUGGAGCGUGAGCACACAGACACCCUGAUCCACCUGAGGAUGAUGCUGUCCUUUACAGACUGUGUGCUGGAGAUUGCUUCUCUAUGGGCCGGAGGACCUGAUCUGGGUGCGUCCGCAGCAUCUCUCUAUCCGCGCCAGGACAGCGUGGUGGUGGAUCAGAUCAGUCAGCUCAGUAAGGAAUGGGGGCAGGUGGAGCAGCUGGUGCUGUACAUGAAAGCCGCACAGCUUCUGGCAUCCUCACUGCACCUGGCCAAAGCUCAGAUCAAAUCUGCCAAACUCAACCCAUCCUCGGCCGUCAAACAAGUGGUGAAGAGUCUGAACGAGCGCUACAAGAGCUGCAUUUCCCUGUGCCGCCGCCUCACAGUCAAACUCAACCACUUCUUCUCAGACAAGCAGCGAUUUGUGGACGAGAUCAACAGCGUAACAGCUGAGAAGCUCAUUUAUAACCAUGCUGUAGAGAUGGUGCAGUCGGCUGCACUAGAUGAGAUGUUUCAGCAGACAGAAGACAUCGCAUAUCGCUACAACAAAGCCUCCAUGCUGCUGGAAGGCCUAACCAAGAUCCUCCAGGACCCAGCUGAUAUAGAAAACGUCACCAAAUAUAAGGCAAGUGUGGACCGGAGGAUCUCAGCUUUGUGUUACUGCACCGUUACCCUGUAUGAAUAAAGAUCUGUAAAAUCUU